Antechinus flavipes (yellow-footed antechinus) is the source of this 3638-nucleotide messenger RNA. Its product is annotated as zinc finger protein 664-like. Bases 459 to 866 code for a protein of 135 amino acids. Gene Ontology annotation, biological process: negative regulation of transcription by RNA polymerase II. Lineage: Eukaryota; Metazoa; Chordata; Mammalia; Dasyuromorphia; Dasyuridae. The transcript is spliced from 3 exons. The record is from RefSeq and is a predicted model, not a curated record. Gene Ontology annotation, molecular function: DNA-binding transcription repressor activity, RNA polymerase II-specific.
UGGGUUGAGAUGGGGGAGGGGUGGACGUGCUUGUGCAUCCCUCUGGCUUGGGGAGGCGGGCGCUGCUGAGUGUUUGUGGGAGAACCCAACUGACCACCGUUUGUCUCACUUAACUUCCGUGCAAAAAUGGGCUGAGAUCCCCUCUGUAAAGCGCUCGGUAUGGGGCCCGAUCUACAGGAAGCGCCCCCUACAUGCAGCUCUGGGUGUAAACGCUGCCGAGACCUUUCGUUGGCCUGUGUUGGAGGUUAACUGGCAGGAGGGGGAGGGGGACUGGUGCAGCUCUGUUCCUGUUCUAUUUCCCUCCUGGUGGUCUUGGGACCGCUGUCAUUUCUGGGGCUUUUGGCAGGUGGGGGUUCCAUGUUACAGAUGGAGAAACUGAGGCAGGCAGGGAUCAAGGGCUUGGCCAGGGUCCCACUCCCCUUCCAGGGAUCAGGUUGAAGGCUUUGUGACUUGACCCCAUGGGGCUCAGGCUCCCAGGCUGCCCCUCCCUGCAGUGUGCAGGAGACCUCCUCCUCUCUGAGAUCUCUGGGCCUCCUCCCGGGGAGCAGCCUCUCCCCACCAUCCGUGCUCUCAGAGCUCUCUCUCUCUCAUUGUGGGCAGGUCCUCCUGAGUCCUUCUCCCUCCCCAGCCCAGCUGCAACAGGACCCAAGCCCGGAACCAGAGACAUGGCCCCCGGCAGCCGGAACCCCUCAGCCCAGGAAUUGGUGACAAUCGAGGAUAUUGUGGUGGAUUUCACUGAGGAGGAGUGGGGGCUCCUGGACCUUUCUCAGAAGAUGCUGUACAAGGAGGUCAUGCUGGAGAAUGUCCAAAAUCUAGUGUCCCUGGGAGUUGAUGACUUUCAAGGAUGUGAUGUUGGACUUCACUAAGGAGGAGUUGGGGGCUUUUGGAUCCUUCUCAAAAGGAGCUGUACAAGGAGGUCAUGCUGGAGAGUGUCCAGAAUCUGCUGUCCCUGGGUAAGGACCAUUUCCUGUCUUUGCUUGGUUUUAGUUGUAAGGCCAAAUACAGGAUAAGCAGGAAAGAAUGGAUGUAUACUCUGGUGCAUCUCAGCCUUAGGUGCUAGGUCCUCUGGGUGCUCCAACUCUCAAUCCACUUUCAAUUUCCAAUUUCACUUGGAGCGCCAGUCUUGCUAAAUAUUAGACAAUCCAUACUGGAGCCAAACCUCAUGAGUCUGGUGAAUAUAGCACAGCUUUGACUUAUCAUUUUGAGCGUAUUUAAGAGAAGAAGGUCCCCACUUGAGGGAGACCUUAUGCACAUGACCAACAUAGUAAUACCUUCCAGUACCAAUCAUCUCUUAUUUCCCACCUCAGAGUUCAUGUCAGACAAAAUCUGAUCAUUAUCAUGGAUAAGCAAAGACAUUCAAAUGGAAUUCAGUAUUUUUUCCCUAUGGGAGAGAUCACAUUAAGCAGCAGAUUCCUGGGCACUCAUGGGGGAAGGCUUUCAACCAGAGGUCACCUUUUACUUCUCUCUGAGGAUUCAUUGAAAAGUCUUAGAAAUAGGUUCAUGUGGCUGUGCUUUUCUCUGGAAGAGGGUGAUCAGCAGACAACUUUAUUGCUAAUAGAAGAAAGAUGGAUAAAGGCUGUGCUUGGAGCUUCUAGAGCUGAUAUUUGACUGUCUUCUGGAGAAAUCCUGCUGGAGAUGAAACGUGGGGAUCUCAUACACAAGGGAAGGUCUCCUUCUGCAGCACAGCCUUCAUUAGAUUUUCAACAGAAUGAAAUAUUCAUGAAAUAGCCCAAAUUUCCAUCCUAUUGUGAGGGGAGGAGAAACUGAGGCAGAGUUCUGAGCCCAAACCCUUUAUUAGAGGAGUCUGAUUCUCCUCUAAGUAGACUCUCCCAUCUGGCUCUCCCAUCUGAGUUGCUCCUUUUUUUCUCAGCUCUAUUACAGGAGUACAAGUAUCUUAUCAAUAGAACAGCAUUUCAUUGGUUACUAUAAAAUGCAUUGGGUAAAAUACAGAUAUCAUCAGGGCCAUAAGGUUUCAGGAUGGCCAAUGCAGGAAAUCUAUCCACUGACUAAGUGGUCAUAAACUGGAUGAUCUUCCCCCUCGGCUUGGGCCAGGGAAGUGGGGCCUUUCAGUGAUCAGGAGGUGGAUGAGCCAUUCCUGGGGUUGGGCAAGUACAGAUUGCACAUCCCCAAGGACAAUUUCUAGGACUUAGGGACAUGUAUAAUUCCUCAUAUUGAUUCAUGUUAUUUGUUACAUCACUACUAGCCUGGGUUACUAUGUGCUUAUGUAAUUUAUGUAAGUAUGUAUAAUACCUCCCCAGUUAAUAUUAUGUAUACCUGUUUCAAGUGAGACCCUUCAGAAACCCGCUAAUCUGAUUUGAUUUCCCAUUUCCUUUGGUGUUUUCAUUUCCCUUCCUGAGAUGUCAUGGAGGGCUUGAUCACCUCCUUUUUUGGUGUUUUCACCCUUUUUUGAGGAGUCAGGGAAGGCGUGAUCAUCUCCUUUGGGAGUUCUCACCUUCUUGAGAAGUCAGGGAGAGUGACCACCUUAUGUUCUAAAACAAAAGAAAGUGGGAGAUGUUAUGGGUCAGAAUUCUGAACUUCUUACAAGGUACUAAACUUAGUGGAAUUGGUGAUAUAAUGGUUAUCUAGUUUAGCAUGGUGCUUUGUGAUGAGCCAGAAUCUGAAACCAGGUGCUGUCAGUGGAAUUGAUAGAGACAAUGGUUAUUUAGCAUAGUGCUUAACAGUUCUCUAGUUCAGUACAUGUACUUAGUAUAGUACUUACUAUAGUUCUAAAAGCUUCACACUUUUAAGAGAACAUAUAUAUGCUAGGAGCCUCAACCAGGAUUCAGUUAGGGAGAUUCAGGAGCCAGAGAAGGUGGCAGGAGCUUAAGCUCUCAGAACCAAGGAGAGAGUUAGGCCUUUAAGAAAGCUAACCAGGCAGCAGGGAGGGAGACAAGACUUGGAAAGAGACAAUAAAAGAUUUGGACUUUAAUCCCUGGCUGCACUUGUGGUGAUUACUGAACUGAAACGAAGGUUGCCUCUAGAGACUCCAAAGGAAACCCAAUAAGAGAUUACAUUUUAAAGAGAAUAUUACAGUGCUUAAUAGUUCUCUAAGUUCAUUAUGAUUGAUUUAAUCUUACAACAAAUAAUGGUUUCCUAGUGAUAUAAUGAUUGGUUGAUACUCAGUGUAGAGCAUAUAAGUUAGGAGCCUUUGGUAGGUUCAGUCAGAGAGAGGCAGAGAAGAAGAAACAAGAGAACUGGAGGCAGGAGCUUCAGCUUUCCGAGCCAAGGAGACAAAUUCAUUUCACCUUCAGUCAGGCUUCUGGUGACUGGCCUGGCCGCCUGCACUUCCCCUGCUGAGACCAAGGCCUGUCUGAAAGAUUUUCCAGAAAGCUGUCCACCCCCAGGCAAGGAGACAAAAAGGAUUUGGACUUUAACAUCUGGCUAUUCUUGUGGUGAUUACUGAACUGAAACGAAGGCUGCUCCCAAGACUCCCAGAGACCCCAAGAAAACCCAACCAGAGAACUUUACAACUGACUAUGAUUUCUUCAGCCAUUCUCCAAUUUCUUGGUGUUUACUUUGUUUUCUGUGGUUUCUACCACAAAAUAUCCUUGCAUAAAUGUUUUGCUAACAUGACAUGAAUUUCUGUAAUCUUUCUUUAUGCCACUUAGUGGCACAAUGGAUUAAAUGUUGUGUUUGAA